This is a messenger RNA of [Torrubiella] hemipterigena, 819 nucleotides long. Lineage: Eukaryota; Fungi; Ascomycota; Sordariomycetes; Hypocreales; Clavicipitaceae. The record is from the annotation of a GenBank genome assembly.
AUGGAAGACUUCACCGAUGACUUGGCUGGCGAGCUCGAUGAUCUACGGGGCCUGCCUCGAUUGAGCCCAGAUGAGGAUCUAAAUAUUUCAGAGUUUUUCAAUACCAGUCCACCACCAUACAACAAGUCACAAGUCACACAUCGUACUAGUGACCAGUUGACCAACGAACCAACAGGCGGGAGGGAGGCGGAUGUCGCAACACUGACUCUGUCAAAUAUUGCUUCACGAGAGCAAGAAGUAAUUUAUAUCCCAUCGAGCCCGAUAACGGAAGCGGAAGCAGAAUCGGCAAUUUACAACUCCUCGGUGCAGGACAGCAGCGUGGAGCCAGGCGACCUAUUUAGAACCGAAGAUAUGGACAUUCAACUGUCACCAGCAAAGGGUCCGCGCACAUCAUCCCGAUUAACACAAGAAGCACAUAAACAACCUACUGAAAAGUUUACUUACAACCUUUUCGAUUGUGCUAAGAGAAUAACCCCUGAAAAGAGAAAUAGUGUUACCUCAAGCCUGGGUAGUCCAUCGGGCGAGGAUGAUGGCAUAGCAAUGUUUCGCUAUGAAUCCAAGAGCAGAAAAAUCUCCAGCGUGCCAGCAAGUAGAGCACAAAAUAAAGAGCCACGAUGGGUCAUUACUCAAAACACGGAUAUUAGUGACAGCGACGAUGAGGAUGCCGCCGAAGUGAGCAUAGCGAAAAGCCUUCUGCCCUUAUUUUCGAGGGUAAAAGAGAGUCUGGACGACCUCAAUGAGCAAGUCAAGCAAAUGGAACUGCGGCUAGAAGGCGACGUUCAUAAGACGGUCCAAAAAAAACGUCGACGUUUGAACUAA